This is a messenger RNA of Colletotrichum navitas, 978 nucleotides long. RefSeq lists its product as uncharacterized. Gene Ontology annotation, cellular component: nucleus; cytosol. NCBI's taxonomy places the organism in Eukaryota, Fungi, Ascomycota, Sordariomycetes, Glomerellales, Glomerellaceae. Bases 296 to 919 code for a protein of 207 amino acids. The transcript has a single exon. The record is from RefSeq and is a predicted model, not a curated record. Gene Ontology annotation, molecular function: nuclear import signal receptor activity. Gene Ontology annotation, biological process: protein import into nucleus.
CCUAAGACCAUCAAAGGGCCCGUAUUGACUCUCAGAAGCUGGUGUAUUAAAAGCGAAGUCUCGGCCGUCUUUAAAUAACCUUAAAACGCAUCCCUUGUAUAAUCACUGUCCAACUCUACUGUCCUUUUGGAUUCCGUCACUGAAACUAUUUGUUGACGGGUUAUACCAUCAUCUCGCCAAGAUCUGCAGCAACCAGCAAGAACACGGUGGAAGCAGCAUACCGGCACAACCAUACUACGCCAGAUUGGACAGCCUAUUUACAAAUACUCCUUUAAUCCAGCUCACCCAACCGACAAUGUCCGGUCCCCUUUUCGGCAUCGUUCCGGCUGGUCAGCCUCUGUUAACGGACCCAACAUCGGCACCCUCAGAAACUUCCUUCCUCUACUCCGUGUCCGCCGUCCGACCAUUCUCCCACAUUACUGUCCUACUGCUCCCCGGCAUCGUCCUACCUCCGAAUACUGCCGCUGCCAUUUACUUCGCCACGGCUUCCGAUGUCUCCGCCGCCACAGCCACGGGUCAGACCCCAAACUUCAAAUUCCUCGGCGGUAUAGGAACGGGUAAAGAGAGCGCCACCUUCAAGAUCAAUGCCGGGGGUAGCACCAACAGUAGCGACAGAGAUCCAAAUACCGACAGUGUUAUGGUUGGUGUCUCCAUUGAGCCGGCCGAGUCGGUAUUCUCGCGAAUCCAGGAGCUCUCGGCAACCCGGUCAUCCCAAUCGGGCGCCGCUUCCCAACCGUUUACGCAGCUCUUGGCGCAAAACAUCAUCAAGAACGCGUUUAACUUCCUCGCGAGCUUCAGUGGCACAGCUGGGCCUGGUGGCGUUGAGGUUGUGCCAUUGAAAGCGUUCGAGGAGUGGUGGAAGAAGUUCGAGAGCCGUGUCAGAUCCGACCCCAGCUUUCUUGAAAGAGCGCAGGACUGAUACGACGAAGCCACGUUGUAAUCCGUACAUAGUCAUUCUAAUUGAUACCCCCAAGGAAA